Messenger RNA from Dermacentor silvarum, 2665 nucleotides. RefSeq names its product CTP synthase 1 (gene Ctps). The record is from RefSeq and is a predicted model, not a curated record. Lineage: Eukaryota; Metazoa; Arthropoda; Arachnida; Ixodida; Ixodidae. The coding region runs from base 208 to 2370 and encodes 720 amino acids. The transcript has 17 exons. Gene Ontology annotation, biological process: pyrimidine nucleobase biosynthetic process; CTP biosynthetic process. Gene Ontology annotation, molecular function: identical protein binding; CTP synthase activity. Gene Ontology annotation, cellular component: cytoophidium; cytoplasm.
UUAUAAGUGUGCGCCACAUGGGACAGCAGGGGCAAGGAGGCCAACGGGCCCCAGCGAAUGAAUGACGCGCGCACUGCGACUCGCGGCGACUGUGCGGUCACAUCUGACUCAGGUCGCCAAGAACAACGCCUCACAGAGUCGCACCGCGUUCGUUCCUUGUGCCAGUGAAAGUAAGGCCCGUCCCAUCCCCAGCCUCCAGUCGCCGCGAUGAAGUACAUCCUGGUUACCGGCGGUGUCAUUAGCGGCAUCGGCAAAGGUGUGAUUGCCAGCAGCGUGGGCACCAUCCUCAAGGCUUGCGGCCUCCAGGUCACGUCAAUAAAGAUAGAUCCAUACAUAAACAUCGAUGCCGGAACCUUCUCGCCGUACGAACAUGGCGAGGUGUACGUUCUUGACGACGGUGGUGAAGUCGACCUUGAUUUGGGGAACUACGAGCGCUUUCUGGACAUCACGUUACACAGGGACAAUAACAUAACAACUGGGAAAAUCUAUCAGCAUGUCAUCAACAAGGAGCGAAAGGGGGACUACCUUGGCAAGACUGUGCAGGUUGUUCCCCACAUCACUGAUGCCAUUCAAGAGUGGGUUCAGAAAGUUGCACUUAUUCCUGUCAAUGACUCAAACCAGACACCGGAAGUUUGCAUUAUUGAGCUCGGAGGAACAAUAGGUGAUAUUGAAGGGAUGCCCUUCGUGGAGGCUUUCCGACAGUUUCAGUUCCGUGUCAAAAGAGAGAACUUCUGCUGCGUGCAUGUCAGCCUGGUGCCACAGCCCAAGAGCACUGGAGAGCACAAGACAAAGCCAACACAGGCCAGUGUCCGUGAAUUGCGAGGCUUGGGUCUAUCCCCGGAUUUGAUUGUUUGCCGCAGCGAAAAUGAGAUCACAAAUUCUGUCAAGGAUAAGAUUUCCAACUUUUGCCAUGUUGAGCCACGACAGGUCCUCUGCAUGCAUGAUGUGCCUAGCAUCUACCACGUGCCCAUCUUCAUGGAGGAGCAAGGCAUUGUCGAGCUUUUCGCCGAACGCCUUCACCUUCAGGUGCCAACUCCUAGACCUCGUCGUCUGAUGUAUAAAUGGCGGGACCUUGCGCUCAAGGCAGAACGGCUAAUACGGGAAGUGACCAUUGCACUUGUGGGAAAGUACAUCAAGUUGCAGGAUGCUUACUCCUCAGUUAUCAAGGCUCUCCAACACGCUGCACUCGCCUGCAACCACAAAUUGAAGAUCAUGUACAUAGAUGCAGAAGAGCUGGAGCCUACUAUGAAAGCUGAACACCCAGUCAAGUUUCAUGCUGCCUGGCAGAACCUGUGCAUUGCAGAUGGCAUCAUUGUUCCCGGAGGCUUUGGAAGCCGAGGAGUGGAAGGCAAGAUCGCUGCAAUCGAAUGGGCCCGAAAAACUAGGAAACCAUUUUUAGGUGUGUGCCUUGGGCUACAGUGUGCAGUGAUCGAGUUCUCUCGCAAUGUCCUAGGGUGGGAGGAUGCUAACUCAGCCGAGAUUAAUUCCAAGACUUCACACCCUGUUAUUAUUGAAAUGCCCGAGCACAAUGUCGGUCAAAUGGGAGGCACAAUGCGUCUUGGGAAGCGAGAAACACACUUCAACACACAAGACUCUGUGUUGAGGAAGCUGUACCAGAACGUGGACAAAAUUGAAGAAAGGCAUCGGCAUCGGUAUGAAGUGAACCCUUCCUAUGUCCCUGAGCUUGAGAAAGCUGGCCUGAAGUUUGUCGGCAAGGACACUUCAGGAAAACGAAUGGAAGUGAUAGAACUAUCUGAUCACCCAUAUUUUGUGGGUGUUCAGUUUCAUCCAGAGUACAUCAGCCGGCCACUGAAGCCAUCGCCGCCUUACAUGGGGCUCAUCUUGGCUUCGUGUGGCCGCCUAAAUGGGUUCCUCCUCCGCGGGUGCCGCAUGUCACCUCGGCAACUGAGUGACAUAGGCUCUUCGUCUGAGGAUGAGACGCAUGAGCCUGUUCCUGUCCGUGUUGAAGCGGGCACAUCCACAAUGCCUGUCCGGGUAUCGAUGCCUGGCCGGGAAUCGAUUAUUCACCAUGACUUGCACCAUGACUUGCACCAUGACUUGCACCAUGACUUGCAUCAUGCUAGUCAUCAAGCAGCACAUGGUAGCGCAUUGACGCCGGGGUUUUCGCGAAGCGAAGAUUACCGUUCAGUUACAACGUGCAACGAUGAUCCCGACCCGCCCAGUGUCUCUGAAGGCCAUCACUCGCCGCCCUGCUGCAACGGGAAAAUCCUGACAGUAGAAGAGGUCGAUGAGUCUUACGACAGCACUUGCUUGAAUGCCAAGUCUCCAAAGAGCGACAAGUCUUUGAAGCAGCGUCGUUUCCACUACGGUAUAAGGAAAGGUUCAUCAUCGUAUGGAGCUGAUAUUUGAGAUACCGAGGGCAUGUAGCGAUGAUAUCUAUACCCGGGCACCAAGACACGAAAAUGUGCACGCCCUAGGCCAUCUUGUGGUUUUCAGGUACAAUGUCAACAUCUGGCCGUUCUACUAACUUGCAUCAUACACCUUGCGAACGUGGACAAUAUUGUAAAUGGGAAGAUGUGAAUUAAGAUGGAAAAUGUCAUUUAUCAGAUCGUUGACUAUUUUUAUGGGUGCCAAGUAGAAUUUACAUGUAACUGUUUUAGAACUCUCAACUGUACACUGAAUAAAAUUAUUACUCCUCAGCCUA